Molecule: messenger RNA, 4470 nt
Organism: Mycosarcoma maydis (corn smut)
Lineage: Eukaryota; Fungi; Basidiomycota; Ustilaginomycetes; Ustilaginales
Exons: 1
Coding region: 1-4470 (1489 amino acids)
Cellular component (GO): membrane
Source: RefSeq, a predicted model, not a curated record
AUGGACGAGUACAAGGUGAAGGGGCGUCCACCCGGACGCUGUCACAUGAAGGGCAACUGCGGCAAGAAGAGCAUCUUCAGCCCCGAGCUUCCAUGCUCCGUUGACGAACGGGCAUCUAUACCGCAAGGAUCAAGCUUCCGAGACCGUCUGGCUGCUACGUGCGGCUCUGAAUUUGCCGAAGGACCUGUAUGCUGUACCGAAGCUCAGGUCGAGAACCUGUCUGCAAACCUGCAGCAAGCCGAACCGUUGAUCUCUUCAUGUCCCGCCUGUCGUAACAACUUUCGAUCACUUUUCUGCUCCUUUACUUGCUCGCCCGACCAGGCCCAAUUUGUCGAUGUUGUCGAAACGCAACAAGUCACGGGAAGUGAUGGCAAGCCGUCGGAAGCCGUCAAGACGGUAGAGUAUUACAUCGACGCGGAGUGGAAGCAAAAGUUUUUUGACAGCUGCAAGAACGUCAAGUUUGGGGCCAGCAACGGGUUUGCCAUGGACCUGAUCGGUGGCGGUGCUCAGACACCAAAUGCCUUUCUCAAGUUCCUUGGCGACGAAAAGCCAUUGCUAGGAAGCCCCUUUCAGAUCAACUUUCCCGAUCAAAGCUCGGAUCACAGGCUGCAAUGGGCACAUGCGCCAUCUGCACGCCCUCACAACCAUUCACUUGCACCACCUGUCCCUUUUAACCAGAAUCCGAGGCAAUGCGGUGACCCCGAUCUGUUGUCGCGCUGUACUUGUGUUGAUUGCCCUGAUACUUGUACAGCGCUUCCGGAGCUGCCGCCAUCCAAUCAGCCCGGCUCUGCAUGUUCAGUGGGACCCAUGUCUUGCUUCACAUUUUCUGCCAUCAUACUGUACAUGCUGCUUGUGCUGCUACUAUGGUUCUGGGGACCUGUAUCAGCCCUUGUGCGCGGUCGCCGAGGCACUAUUGCCCUGUCGUAUCGUACGAGCGGUCUCAGCCUCUUCAGCCAGUCCAGCGGUUUCGAGCGUGUCCGCAUGGACUCAGAAGACUCUCUCGACGGUGUCGAAAGCGGACACCCAUCCAAUCAGCGAAACACGGGUAGUCUGAUUGGAGCAAGGGGGCUUGGCCAUUAUGGUGAAGGAAGCUCUGCAAGCUCCGCUCCAGACGGCACCUACCGCGGCAUCGGGCUCGAACGCAACGACAAUCUUUCCGCUCUAGGAGCGCUUCAGCCACGCAAGUACGCUUUGAACCAGCUAUUGACUUGCACCUUCUACCGCCUUGGGCUGCUGUGCGCACGCCAUCCCUGGUUGACUUUCAUUCUGGCAGCUGUGUUUGUCGGUAUUGCCAACAUCGGCUGGAAGGACUUUGAAGUCGAAGUGGAUCCGGUCCGCCUUUGGGUGGCGCCUGGGUCGACCGCCAAGAUGCAGAAGGAUAUCUUUGAUCAAGAAUUUGGGCCAUUUUACCGGCCACAGCAAAUUUUCCUGAUAGACCAGCAUUCGUAUCAGGAUCUAUCCACUUUACGAAACAAUGCGUCUGACCCUCAGCUCGCAGCUCUCCCGCCUGCACUGUCCUGGGAACGGCUACUAUGGCUCGCCGAUCUAGAGAAAGAAGUACGGGAGCUCAAGUCACCUUCGGGCAUCACCUUGCAGGAUGUAUGCCUUGCCCCUGCAGGUUCAGGUACACCUUGUGUUGUGCAAAGCAUUCUCGGCUACUUCCAAGACGAUCCUCUUGGUAAUGGUCUUGAUGCAGACAGCUGGGAUGAAGCUCUCGAUAAAUGCAGCGACAAUCCUGUUGAAUGUCUACCAUCAUUCGGACAACCGCUCAAGCCAAACAUCGUGCUUGGCGGUUUGCCUGAAGGCGCUCUGCCAAGUCAAGCGCGGGCUGCUGUCGUGACGUACGUUCUAAACAACAGCCUGAAUGGCACCACACUCAAAGCGGCCGAAGAGUGGGAGCUGGAGCUGCUCAACCUCCUUCAAGAAGUUGCUGCUGCUCCGCCGAACAAACAAAUGAAGACUUCAGCUUCAGAGCAUCAUCCGCUCUCGGUGCGACGCCAACAGUUGGGCAUUCAAAUCGCCUUCAGCACUGGAGUCAGCCUUGAGACCGAGAUCGGAAGCAGCAGCAACACUGACGUCAGCAUCGUUGUCCUCUCUUACUUGACUAUGUUCAUUUACGUGGCACUCACUCUGGGCGGAAGAAGCGAUCAUGGAGUUGAAGCCAACGACGGUUCAGAGCAAGGAUCGCCGACCACCGAGCAAGGAUCCUACCUUCGAGCUAAUACGCUCUUAUCGUACUCCAGUAAUGGAAGAUCGAGGCUUGUUCAAAGAACUCUUCGUCGAGCUCGGUCCUUCAUGAAUACCUAUUGCGUGUCCUCCAAAUUUACCCUCGGACUUUUCGGCAUUGUCAUCGUACUAUGUUCCGUUUCAUGUGCUAUCGGUAUAUUUAGCGCAAUGGGCGUCAAAGUUACACUGGUCAUUGCCGAGGUCAUACCUUUCAUGCUUCUCGCCGUUGGUGUUGACAAUAUCUUUUUGCUCUGCAACGAGAUGGAUCGUCAGGAUCACCAGCACACGUCGGCCGAGCCCGAAAUCACUCAUUCAGCUUCAAGUGCGCCGCCCACGGGUGUACCCGGACGUUCUCCACUCUCUCCGACAGAUGCAGUGGAGCCUAGAGGAGAUCUUUUCAUGAAUAUAGGUGCUGCCUCGAACACAACCGGACGCGUCACGGUUGAAGAGCGGGCAGCUCGUAGUCUAGCUCGCGUCGGACCUUCCAUCCUCUUGAGUGCAACAACCCAAAUUGUGGCUUUCCUGCUCGGUGCAGUGGUGCCGAUGCCUGCCGUUCGGAAUUUCGCCCUCUACGCCGCAGGAAGCAUGCUGAUCGUUGCGGUACUGCACUGCACUGUCUUCAUUGCAGCCAUGGCGCUCGACGCCCACCGCGUUGAGAGCGGACGCAUUGACUGCAUGCCCUGCAUCAAGGCGACUCCUCGUCAGCGUCAAAUUCAGCUGCUCACAGACGCGGUCGCUGGAGCCAAAGAGGGCACGCUCGACUCCUUCAUUCGCUACCGCUUCGCACCGACCUUGCUUCGGUCCAAUGUUAAGCGUUUGGUCGUCGUGACUUUUGGCGCUGUCGCUGUCAUUAGCUCCAUCGGGGUGCGAAGGAUCGAGAUGGGCCUCGACCAACGCCUCGCGCUCCCAUCCGCGUCGUAUUUGAGGCCUUACUUUGACGCUAUUGACGUCUUCCUCGACGUCGGUCCUCCUCUAUACUUUGUUGCCACAGGGGGGGAGGUGUCAGAGCGCCAAGGUCAGAGAGAUCUUUGUGGCAGGUUCACAACCUGUGAGCCGUUGUCGCUAGCUAGUACCUUGGAGGGUGAACGUCGAAGACCUGAAGUAUCAUGGAUCGCGGAGCCAGCCAGCAGUUGGAUUGACGACUUCCUUCAGUGGCUCAAUCCAAUUCUGGAUGGCUGCUGUCGCGUCAAAAUCUCGGAUCCCACCGUCUUUUGUGAUCCUCACGACAGCCCCUUCUCUUGCCAACCGUGCUUCGAGGGCCGAGAUCCUCCGUGGAACAUCACCAUGGAUGGGCUUCCUGAAGGCCAAGAGUUUUACCGCUAUCUCAGGAAAUGGCUCGAGAGUCCGACAGAUCAAGAAUGUCCACUGGGCGGUCAAGCGGCUUAUUCUUCGGCGCUCAGUAUUGUCACUGAUCUCGAGACUGGCAAAGAUAGGGUACGCUCUUCGCAUUUCCGAACCUACUUUGCGCCGCUCCGAUCGCAGUCGGAUUUCAUCAGCGCGCUGGAGCAGUCGCAACGGAUCUCGGAGGACAUCUCUAGUCGAGUGGGCUACCGCGUCUUCCCAUACAGUCUCUUCUUCAUCUUCUUCGAACAAUAUACAUACCUGCUCUCGAUGGCGGUACAGGUGCUUGGAUCAGCUGCUGUCGCUAUUUUUGCCAUCAACACGGUAUUACUUGGUAGCUGGCGUACGGGAGCGGUUGUGACGCUGAGCGUGGCAAGCGCUGUUUGGCUAGUGGCUGGCGCAAUGGGUUUCUGGGGUAUCCAGUUCAAUGCACUCACUCUGGUCAACUUGAGCGUAUGCGCAGCAAUUGGGGUCGAAUUUUGCGCACACAUCGCGCGUGCGUUCAUGCGUGCACCAGGAGCUCUGCCGCGGUCGCACCCCAUGUCACAAAAGGAAAGGGACGAGAGAGCCUGGCUUGCCCUCACCGACGUGGGCAGUGCCGUGGUCAAUGGCAUUUUCUCGACCAAGCUGAUUGGUGUCGGCGUGCUCAUCUUUACCAAGUCGGACCUGCUCAAGCUGUACUACGCCAAAACCUGGCUUUGCCUGAUCGUCGGCGGUCUUCUCCACGGAUUGAUUUUGCUGCCGGUGCUGCUCAGCUGGCUCGGAGGUCGAGGAUGGUCAAGUGGGGAGGACGAAUCGGAUGUCAAGCGUCGCCUGAAUCGAGCCGGAUCCGAGUAUCGACCAUUGAUGGCGUCGGAACCUGAUGGCAGUGAUGAUGACGAGGAUUUUGGAACAGGCCUCUGA